AUGUUUACGUCCCUCGUUCACGAUCGGGAAGAUCUCAGGCCAGUAGCCAAACUACACUACCUGAAGGCCAACGUAUCAGGUCCCCCACUUCAACUGAUCCGUCAUGCUGUAAUGAAUGAUGAUGGGUAUGAGCCAGCAUGUAAUCAGCUCAAGGCCAGGUACGAUGAUCCAGAACAACUCAUCUUUGCUCACAUCAAGGACCUGUUCAGUGCGACCACACCAUCAUCAAAGUCAGCUGAACAACUCGACAACCUGGUGGGAGUAGUACGGCAAAACUUGGAUGCCUUGAAGGCUCUCAAUGUACCUGUAGACGCUGCAAAUUAUUUUCUGGUGUACCUGGUGGCCAGUAAAUUGGAGCAACCGCUACGUGAGGCGUGGGAACUCGAGCGAAGUAGGUCUCGCUCACCGACAACUCUUGACCGCCUACUCUCAUUCAUAUCAACCAGGGCACGUGCAAUGGAGUCAGCGCAGGAAGCAGCUCGGCACGCAAAACGGUGGCCUACCCCAGUGGUCACCAGAAAAUCAAGAGCGCAACAGUCUACUCACCAGCAGACGACUCACCCACAGACAACUCAAGCCUCCAGGCAUGCGGCGCAAAAACGACACGCAGACUACCCGUGUGAUCAAUGCAGCAGCCUAGAUCACUACGUGGCUGACUGCAAAGCGUUCGCAGGACUCUUACAGCAAGAAAGGUAG
Messenger RNA from Chelonus insularis, 696 nucleotides. RefSeq lists its product as uncharacterized. The transcript has a single exon. Bases 1 to 696 code for a protein of 231 amino acids. NCBI's taxonomy places the organism in Eukaryota, Metazoa, Arthropoda, Insecta, Hymenoptera, Braconidae. The record is from RefSeq and is a predicted model, not a curated record.